This is a messenger RNA of Botrytis cinerea B05.10, 1109 nucleotides long. RefSeq lists its product as hypothetical. The record is from RefSeq and is a predicted model, not a curated record. The transcript is spliced from 3 exons. Lineage: Eukaryota; Fungi; Ascomycota; Leotiomycetes; Helotiales; Sclerotiniaceae. The coding region runs from base 391 to 720 and encodes 109 amino acids.
GGCCAAUUCGUGUGCCGCCUCAUAAUUGAGAGCGGGUGAUAAUAUUCUUAGGACCGAUCAAUUCAAGUCAGAUGAGUAGUUUGAAGGAUCAGAUAUGAAGUCGCUCUCCAUUUUUACAGUCAUGCUACGGCUAUUUCGUCCUCUGGCAAACCUUUGGUGUUGCUGUUGGUGCUACAAAGAUUUCUAUUCUCCCUUUGUACCGUCGCAUAUUCAUAACACGGAGUUUCCGAGUCUCCACAACUAUCCUUGGCACAUUGAUCAUCCUUUGGGUUAUCUUGAGAGCCUCAGCGCAGGCCUAUCCGGAAAAUCUGAAUCGAAAUAGCCCAGGCGAAUGUCUCAUUUUACCGACUUUGUCUUGGGUGUUCAGGCUUUCAACGUUUCCUUCGGGAUAUGCAUCUUAACACUCCUAAUAAACCCUAUUUAUAUGCUUCACCUUUCACCUCGCAACAGAACGGACAUGAUGUCAAUCUUUGCAGUCGGUGCAUUCACUAUAAUCAUCGCGGUUAUCCGUCUUGCUGUUGUCUCGAGCGAAGUAUUGGAAUAUGGCCCAACUUUGCCAGAUAUCACUUGGUUUAUCAGCAAGUUUUCAUGAACGGUGAUAGAUUCUGCCGUGGGCUGUUUUGUGGCAUGUAUGUCAACCUAUUCACCACUUGUCAAGCCUUUGAGACAUAUUCCGGAUUACGUGAGCUUAAUGGAGGUGUCUUGGACUCGUUCAUCUAAUGCUAGUCGAAAAGGAACAACCAAAAUUGAAGAUGACAAUGCGGCUAAUUUCUCUCUUGUGAAUUAUAAACUGGCUAGCACGAGAGAAGUAAUAGUGGCCAGGAGAUCUUCAAGCAUCAACUCCCGACAAGAACUCCAUGCUGUUCCCGGAACCGUAAGAGUGAAGAGAGAUUUCACUCGGGAAGACCAAGGGGGGGAUAGUUGGUAAAUCUGCGACCCGUUCAAUACCGCAUGGAACACUGUAUUGGCGUCAUGUCAUAAUGGCAAUCUUUAUAUCUGUUCAACAUAUUCUUAUAUCACUGAGAUGAGAGAUGAAAGAUGGAAGAAUUAAAGAUGAAGAGUUAUGUACACCACAAUGGGUAGUCUGAAGACAAAAGAGAGUCAGUCCA